This is a messenger RNA of Phragmites australis (common reed), 2677 nucleotides long. Its product is annotated as phosphatidylinositol 3,4,5-trisphosphate 3-phosphatase and protein-tyrosine-phosphatase PTEN2A-like. The transcript has 13 exons. Gene Ontology annotation, cellular component: cytosol. The coding region runs from base 458 to 2407 and encodes 649 amino acids. The record is from RefSeq and is a predicted model, not a curated record. Gene Ontology annotation, molecular function: phosphatidylinositol-3,4,5-trisphosphate 3-phosphatase activity. NCBI's taxonomy places the organism in Eukaryota, Viridiplantae, Streptophyta, Magnoliopsida, Poales, Poaceae. Gene Ontology annotation, biological process: dephosphorylation.
UUUUGCCUUCCGCACGCGUCGCCCAUGGCAACGGUUGCUCUAGACAGAAACCAUAGUACUGUCUUGGAACAUUUUUUUAGGCUUCUCAUGCUCUGUCAUGAUAGCACCAACAUUGGACAUUUACUAUAUGCUUUGGCAAAGUGUCAGAAAUUGUUUGUAUGAGAUAUGUGACACUGUUUACAGAAGUGUCUGUGUUAUCCAGUUAAUUGAUCAAAAUGAAGGCUUCACUGGUGGCUAAGAAUGUAAAAUUUGAAGUAUGCCUAGUAGAGGGGAAAGCAUUUUAAGAAUUCAUCUGCACUAAUCAUCAUUUUAUCAAUGUGGCUGCACAACCAUGUUGCUUCACGAGGUACUAGCAGGCUGAAGUGAACUCGUGACUUAUGUCUAAUGUAUUAUGAUCUUGCAGAUGUCACAUGUUUUUUCUAGUCCCUGAGAGUAAUUAACAUUCAAUUAGUCAAUCAUGGAAGAACAGCAGGUCAAGCCAUCCGAUCUUCUGCCUACUACUUUGGACAACCAGGAUUCAGCUGCAACCCCUCCUGUUACCACUGCUGAUCUUGUUCCUCUGGCUGCUUCAAUUGAUUCUUCCAGUCAGGUUGCCAGUGCAGAUCCUGCUGCUAUUUCUGCGCCAACUGCUGCUCCAGCAAAAGAUGCUGCAGGACGCGAGGCGCCAGCAUCCAUGUUUUCUACAUCUGGUUUGUCCUCCUGGGCUAAGAACCUGAAAAUUCCUCAGCCUUCACCAGGUCAAGAAUCGCCAACAGGAAAGAAUACCUUCUCUCGUUUUACGAGUGGCCUUGGAUUGCGUUUGUCUCCAAAAGCUGCACAGCAAGAUGAGAGUGCUGAAGGAAGCACCUCGCCAACAACAGCACAGUCUGGUGUUUUUGGUUCUUUGACAAAAGGCAUUGUGGAUUCCUCUAAAAAUGCUGUAAAGGCAGUGCAAGUCAAAGCUCGACACAUGGUCUCACAGAAUAAAAGAAGAUAUCAGGAAGGGGGAUUUGAUUUAGAUAUGACAUAUAUUACAGAGAACAUAAUUGCUAUGGGUUUUCCUGCUGGUGAUUUGAGCUCAGGGCUUUUCGGAUAUUUUGAGGGUUUGUACCGCAAUCACAUGGAGGAAGUCAUCAGGUUCUUUGAAAUGCACCAUAAGGGGAAGUAUAAGGUGUACAACCUUUGUUCUGAGAGGCUAUAUGAUGCAUCUCUUUUUGAAGGAAAGGUGGCGUGCUUCCCAUUCGAUGAUCAUAACUGUCCUCCAAUACAACUUGUCAUAUCAUUUUGCCGUAGUGCCUACUCAUGGUUGAAGGAGGAUAUAGAAAAUGUCGUGGUUGUCCAUUGCAAAGCUGGGAAGGCAAGAACAGGAUUGAUGAUCUCAAGCCUUCUACUGUUCCUAAAGUUCUUUCCUACUGCCGAGGAGUCCAUUGAAUACUAUAAUCAGAAAAGAUGCGUAGAUGGAAAAGGGCUUAUUCUCCCAAGUCAGAUUAGAUAUGCGAAGUAUUUCGAGCGCAUCUUAACCUACUUCAAUGGUGAAAAUCAGCCACCCCGCAGGUGUAUGCUUAGGGGAUUUCGUCUUCAUAGAUGCCCAUAUUGGAUUAGGCCAUCAAUUACAGUCACUAAUCACAAUGGUGUUCUUUUUUCUACGAAAAAGCAUCCAAGAACAAAAGAACUUAUGCCAGAAGAUUUCUGGUUUAGUUCACCAAAGAAGGGGAUUAUGGUUUUUGCAUUGCCUGGUGAACCUGGCUUAGCAGAGGUAGCUGGUGAUUUCAAGAUCACUUUCCAUGACCGACAGGGAGAUUUUUACUGCUGGCUAAAUACAACAAUGAUGGAGAAUAGGGUGACUUUGAAUCCAACUGAUCUUGAUGAUUUUGACAAGAGGAAACUGCCAUCACCAGGGUUCCAUGUUGAGGUUGUUCUGGUAGAUUAUGAUGGCUCGCAACCACCAAAACCAAAACCAGCUGCUGGACAUGAUAACAAAUCUGGUGCCGAUUCUUCGUCUAGUACGGUUGCAAAAGAAAAUAAUCUUGCACCUGCAGAAUCCAACAAGGGAGCUGGAAGCCAUGAUAAAGAUGAAGUUUUCUCUGACAGUGAUGGGGGAGAUGGAUCAUCCAAGGGCAGGAGGGAGAAGGACGCCAGCCGUGCUCAAGGCAGUGCAAAUGCUGCUAAGCCCUCUGAAACAAGCGCUGUGCAAAAGGAGGCAUCAGCUGCUGCUAGCAGAAUCGAGAAAGUAGCUAUAACUAGCGAACAAGGAGCUGCAAAGGCACCUGAUGCUACAGCUCUCAAAACUGAAGUUAGCAGCAAGAGCAGCUCCACCACAGCACCACCCCCAGCUGUAGAAUCUUCCAGCAUGAGCGAAUUUAAGGCGAUUGCUGCGGAUGCCUCGGUGUUCUCAUUUGGAGAUGAAGAUGACUACGAAAGUGAAUAGCCACUUUUUAUGGGUGACUGGUUCGCAUUGUACAGUUUGGUGCCUCUAGAACCAUCACAGAAUGUCAGUUCAAGCAACCGGGUAGAGAAGAUGCACAAAGUUCAUUCAUUCUUGCAUUUUUGUUUUCACUGUAGAAUUUUCAUCAAUCUGUGAUGUUGUACCCAGACGAACUUGUAACCAACCAGGACUGGAACUUUGUUGAUACCUCCUAUUUGUUUACAGAAAGACUUUGUAUAACUUUUACGAGGCAAAUACUGUUGUCAGAGUUAA